AUGAUUUCGACUGGGAUUAACUUGGUAAUGACUGUGAUUGGUUUUGCUGUUAGUACAAUGUUCAUUGUUUUUGUUUGCACUAGGCUCAUUUGUGCUAGGAUUCACUUGAAUGCUUCUAGGAGAUCCUUUCUCAUUGCUUCUAGAUCAAAUCUCAGUUUGAUGGAGAGGGGUUGUCAAGGUCUUGAACGCAUAGAUGUAGCUAAAUUUCCAGUUAAGAAGUACAGUGACAAGUUUUUUGCAGCUGGGGAAAAUUCUCAAUGCACAGUCUGUCUCUCAGAGUACCAAGGUGAAGAUACAUUGCGUAUCCUUCCCCAUUGUGGACACUCCUUCCAUAUGGCCUGCAUAGACUUAUGGCUGCAGCAGAAUGCAACUUGUCCUGUUUGUCGAAUAUCACUGCGUGAAUUUUCUGAGAGAACGCAAUCAAUGCAACCUGUAUAUAGCUCUCAUUAUGGGAUGGAGUCCUUUGACACUCAUCAUUAUCAUUGUAGAAUGGCUAAUAAUGGAUUAUCGACAAGAACCCAUGAUAACCACGGAGUGAACCCUAUUCAAGAGGAUCACUUUCCAUCUGAGGGUGAUGGAGCAGUUGAUGUAGAGAGUAUCACCUCCUUAAGUCAGGGUGAUUUCAUUAAAGAUGAAGAGAAGAAACAUGUAGAGAGCCCAUCAAAUUUAUAG
Lathyrus sativus (Indian pea) is the source of this 672-nucleotide messenger RNA. NCBI's taxonomy places the organism in Eukaryota, Viridiplantae, Streptophyta, Magnoliopsida, Fabales, Fabaceae. The record is from the annotation of a GenBank genome assembly.